Messenger RNA from Paramormyrops kingsleyae, 5165 nucleotides. Lineage: Eukaryota; Metazoa; Chordata; Actinopteri; Osteoglossiformes; Mormyridae. The record is from RefSeq and is a predicted model, not a curated record.
UUCUCAAUCCAGUUCUCGGGGACUUCCAGACAGUCCAUGUUUUUGCUCCCUCCCAGUUACGUGCAAAAAUGUGGACUGUCUGGCAGGGAGCUGGGAGAGAGCAAAGACGUGGACUGUCUGAGGGCCACGAGGAUCGGGUGAAGAAACACUGGCCUAUAGUGCCCAAAAUGCAAUGUCGUACUUUUUGCUUUGUAUUCAUCACCUACAUUCAUCAUCUGCAUGUUGGAACAUGUGCACGGUGCUUCAGCUGGGAUGGUGGAUACAUCUAUGUAACAUGGGAGAUACUGGAAGAAGCAGAAACUUUGGUCCCCGCUGUCAUGACCUGAUCGUCCGCUCCUCCUGUGUGCCACGCCCCCUCGUUAACCCUGUGUGGCUUCCCUGUUUACCAGCUGUUCUUGAUUGUUGUCAUUAGUUCAUUGUAUUUAGUCCGCGUUUCCGUUUGUUUCCCCAGUCCGGUCAUUGCAUUGUUGUGUCGUCUCGUGCCUUGUUGCCCUGUUAUGCCCCGCUAUGCCCCUUCGUCUUCCUAUUAAAUCCUUUUAUUUUAACCGUAUCCUGAUCUCCGUCGCCUGUGUCCCUGGUCCGUGUGCCGCGCAUCGUGACACCAGCAAUGUAAUAUAACCCUAAUUCCCACACGCACACGCACGUGUCGGGUAAACAUAUCUUUAUGCUCAUUUAUUUCUAUGGGAAAAAUGCUAACGAAACUGGUCCCCAUAAGGGAAAAAAAACGGGUAUUCAUCACGUUGUGGGGACAUUGUGUCCCCAUAAGGUAAGGUAUACCCCCUCGCACACGCACACACACACACACACUCGCACAUUUAUAAACAAUAUUUGUAAGAGAAAAGAGGCUGAAUAACAAAGAAAAAUACUACAGAAAUUUAUCAAGCCCAUUGUGUGUUGGUUAACAUAGAGAAAUGCAUACUGUGGCCCAAGAGCCCAUGGUAUCAGGCCCGGCUCCAUCUUUGACAUGCAGGUUAUGAUUGGGUAGAUUAAGGUUAUGAUUGCAAGGGUUAAGGUUAUGAUUGGGUGGAUUAAGGUUAUGAUGGCAUGGGUUAAGGUUAUGAUUGGGUGGAUUAAGGUCAUGAUUGCGUGGGUUAAGUUUAUGAUUGAGUGGGCUAAGGUUUUGAUUGAGUGGGCUAAGGUUAUGAUUGGGUGGAUUAAGGUUAUGAUUGGGUAGAUUAAGGUUAUGAUUGGGUGGGCUAAGGUUAUGAUUACGUGGGUUAAGUUUAUGAUUGCAUGGGUUAAGGCUAUGAUUGGGUGGAUUAAGGUUAUGAUUGCAUGGGCUAAGAUUAUGAUUGGGUGGGCUAAGGUUAUGAUUGGGUGGAUUAAGUUUAUGAUUGCAUGGGUUAAGGCUAUGAUUGGGUGGAUUAAGGUUCUGAUUGCAUGGGCUAAGAUUAUGAUUGGGUGGGCUAAGGUUAUGAUUGGGUGGAUUAAGGUUACGAUUGCAUGGGUUAAGAUUAUGAUUGGGUGGGCUAAGGUUAUGAUUGAGAGGACCAGACCUACCCUGGCCCCCCUGUGGAGCUGGGCCUGCUUGGUAUGCAGGUACUGGGCCAGGGGGGGUGGGAAUCUGUCCUCAGUUAGGUUACACUUCUCUCGCCAAAACAUUUUCUUUUAAGCUCACAUUCACAGAGUAGGUGAACCAGAUAAGAAAAAUCAAGUUAUCUCGAAUAAACCCAUAUCAGGGAUUUUUUUUUUUCGUCACAAAGAACAAUAGUAUGGCAGUUUGGUGCAGUGGGAAGGGAAUUCCUGUCAAUGAUUAAUAAAGGAAGACAACCCCUUAGCUGCUUCAGGUCAUAGUCCUCCGCUACGACCAUCAGUAAAUGACUGUGAAUGUGGCCUAAUGGUUUUUCACAUGCUCAGGGAUUUACAGCUCAAUUGUAAAGCAUUUCAAAAUCAUACAAAAAUUUCAAAAUAUCGCUUAACUGAAGCUGCGUCAGCAUGUCCCUGCAUUUUACUAAGAUGAUCAGGCUGGGAGACAACGGAACCUUGGGGAACAAAACGUGUGACAAUGGCAUUUCCAUGCACCUAUUCCUGCAUUGCUCUCUUGUUCCAGCUUUCUUCAUUUUUGCCGUGCUGUCGUAUCUACAGAGAAGAGUCAAUCACUUAGCUAUCGAUGAGAAGAUCUCCAUCCUGAAGGGCCGUUUCGGCAUCGUUGUCCCCUUGGACUUCAUCGGCAGCCUCAGUAACCGAUGGUCAUACGGCUUCGCCUUCGGUGCCGUGUCCUCCAGCGUCAUGCUGCUCUUCUCCAGAGAGUACUUACCAUUUAACGUCCCCACAUGGGCCAGAGCUGUCGUGCACCUCGUCGGAGCGCUGGAGGUCGGCCUUGCCUACUACCCUUUCUUCGCCUGCUUGUCUUCCCCAGUUCGAGAGGCUGGAGCCGUGCUGGGCUUCAUCUACAGCCUGAUGUGGUCUAUGACUUUGUGGCCAUUGAAACUGCAAUAUAACCUCCUUUGCAGGCUUAUCGUGUCGACAUGGAACACAAUCAGCUGUCCAGCUGGUAAAGUGCUGGGCAGCUUCCAGAAACCCAUCCUGCAGUGGCCAAGCAUCUUCUGCCUAACUUUCCUGCUGGGCCGUUUCGUACACAUGCUGCUCAAAGCCAUUCGCAUCCGCAUGGGGCUGGACGCCCACGAGGAAACGGAGCAGCUGUUUCAGACGUAUCAGGCCAAAUACGUGCAGACUUUGCUGCGGAGACCUCCACAAGGGGAAAUAAAGAACUGGAUUCAGAGGAACAUUUAUGACUGGGACCCUUAUUUCAGGUUCCCCAACAGAAUGAUUGGCACCUCUAUCAUCUCUCUGAUUGGCCUGUACAUGAUCACGCUGGCCGACCACAGCCUCAGCAGCUACGUGUUUGACGAGCUGGACAAGCUGAGGGACUCCCUGGCGGAACUGGUCAGCUCCUGCAGCCAGUUAGAGAACCAGUUUGCCGCUCUCAGCCCUCAGCUGGUGGAGUUCAGUCAUGUUGCCAGAAAGACCUGGUUUGCUACGACCUUCUUCGCCGCCUUCACCUCGGUGACAUACACAUUUCACAUAUUGUCCUGCUACAGGAAGCACCUGAAGAGGCUUUGGGCAGGACAGAAAGGCUUCCUUCCUGAGAGGUUCCACAAUCCCAGCUCUGCAAUCAGCGUUGCAGCCAUUACUCGGUAUUCUGGCUGGCAGAUCGCCUUUACUUUAUGGGGCUACAUCAUCGUCCACUUCGUGCAGUUCCUGUUUGCGCUGCUCUUCGUGUACGGAGUGGUUCUGCCCAUUCAACACGGUCACGGCCUGAAAGUGCUGAUAAACUUCGGCAUCGUCCUAGGAGCCAUAGUAUUGAUUAUAGGACUGGUGAUAAUUCAGAUUAUACUGGUGCAGAUCUUCUUCCUUCAAGACAAGAUUUCCUCCACGGAUAGCCAGAAGCCCUUAGCAAUAAACAACAGAAAGGGCUUCCACAAUUUUAACUACUUCUUCUUCUUCUACAACGUGAUUAUGGGCCUGAGUAACUGCGUGGCGCGUUUGCUGAUGAGCGCCAUAGUGGGCACCUGGCUGGUGUCCCGCAUCGACCGCACCGUCAUGCCAAGGGGCUACGAGCCCUUAGACCCAGGGUAUAAUACAUGGAUUGGGAUGAUAUUUGCUGACCAUUACCAUAGCAACCCAGUCAUGAUCUGCUUUUGCCAUCUCGUAUUGGCUGAGAGGCUGGAAAAGCAGACGAGAGCGCUGUCACCAUACCCUCCAUUCAACAGCUCUCUGAUUGCGUCGAGCAGCAGGGCCCGGAGGCGCUGGCUGCUGCUCUACACUCUCGUGAAAAACCCCAAGCUGAUCCUGCACCGCAAACACCAGCCGUCCUCGUGCCAGGACACGGCCGCACGGGCCUGGAUGCUGGCCUCCCAGGUCCGUGCAUCAGAGGAGAACCUCAGGACUGCCAACAGCACACCGGACCGACAGGCAGCCGAAGAGCCCUGUCACUGUGAUGUGGAAGGGGCGAACGUGGACGAAGCGAUGACAUAGGCUCCAUAGCUGUGCUCCUGUGAUGUCACUUCCUGUCGUUUCACUGACAAAAUGGAGAAAGUGGCUCCAACUUCCUCUACAGAAACAUCAGCACAAAAAUUAACCACCGUUAUUUUUUUUAAAAGUCCUGUUUCUGGAUUAUGUUUCGACUUGGGAUAUAAAGACAUAAUUGGACGUAACCUGGAGUAGAAAAAAAUGGUUGGUUUAUUGUUUACAAAUAUGAUUUGUCAUGAUUUGUCAUUGGUCUGGGAAUGCCGUCCACUGGAGCAGCUGUGAAGAUCCGCAUGCAAGCCUGUGCAGAAGCAACACUGGACCAAAGCCCAGAAGGUUUAUCUGCGCUGAAGCCUAUAUUUGCUAUAUUUGCUACCUUUUUUUUAUUCUCUUGCAUCAUCUGUAAGUCAAGAAGUCAAUGAAGACAAGAACUGCAAAAACAAGAACCUUUCUGCCCAGAAUUAGUGACUGGAAUUAACACUAAGCAAGUCGAGCUUUGAAAAACAUAAUCCAUGUCAGUCCUGCUCCAAGAAAAAAAGUCUUUUCUGUCUCAGUUGGGUUUUUCCUGCAUACUUUCAACAUUUCAUAUAUGAUAUCAAAGAGACAGACAAAGGUGUUUCAUUCGACAGAUAUAGUAUGACGCAAAUAGUCCUAAUUCUACAUUCUUAUGAGUGUGUAAAAUAAAAUCCUGCAUUAUCACAUUAUUUCAGACAGCCACUUCAAUGCUAAAUAGGUAAGUGGUUAUUAAAAAUGGAUGGAUACAAAAUAGCGUCAUAUAAACUCCACGCCAUUUUGAAGUACUCAUCAAUAUGCUUCUAGCUAAGAAGCUUUGUGCAUCUAGUGGUCUCCUGUUUUGAGGUUUUGCUGUAUGAGUAUAUGCUGCACUGUAUAUAUGUAUACAUGUGAUAUGGUACUGACAUACUGAAAUUCUGUUUAUUAAUUGUUAUUGUCUGGCAUCUCUUGAGAAAUAAGAUAAUAAUUGCAGAUCAGUAUUACAUUAACUACACACUGUAGACUGAUUGAUUGAUGGAUUUCACAAUCAUGUUGUCUGUAUGUACGACGAAACAUGACAUAUCCCAUGACAUUUCACAGUGGCUUCUUCCAAACCAAACCAACUCUCUGAUUCUCAGAUCUCAGGACAGGCUAUCGGAAAAAUCCAAUUUUUUAUGUCAAUUAAAAAAGUUCCCAUCAAAACA